AUGACGGUACCGCAUGACUAACCAAUUCCGUUAAGGCAUUAGAAGAAAACUAACCAAUCCUGUUCCGGCUUUUAAGAGGGGGCUCUUCAGUUUGGAGUAGCGUCUGGUCCGUAACCGAUGUGAGGUGAAGGUGUAAAUAUUAUUUCAGUUCUCACAGUAAACAGAGGUAUGUCUCCAGAGGAUGAAGUCCAAAGUCCCACCCUUGGUUUCAGCUCCACCGGGGAGGAUGUAACUUCCCACGAGCCUGGCAGAGGGAGCAGAGCACCCACGCGCAUCCACGGAAGAUCCCCAGAGGGUGACACCAGUGGUUAUGGAGCCCAUGCCAGGGGAAACAGCCCUCUCCUGAAAAUUUUGAUGGAUGCUGAAGCCGCUGCCAACUCUGCAGCCAUACAGCUUGUAGCUUUUAAAGAUGCCAUGGAAGAUGAAUUUGCUGAUUCAAGACAGUCUGCUACAGAUAAGCGCAGAAUUGCCAGACAGAGAGGGCUUUUGCUUGAGAAAUUGGAGGAUUUUAAGCGAAUAAAUAAGUCUGUCCGGAUGAAACUGAAACAGCUCCAAGAAGCAGAGGCUGAUCAACUUCAUGCAGACAAACAGAUUGACACUUUGCUGAGGAGGAUUAAACAGGCUGAAAGUGAAAAUGAGCUUUUAAAAAGAGAUUUAAAUGAGAUGGAACAAAGAGUUGAGGAAAUGAUGGAUCUUCGCAAAGAAGAGCAGGAAAACAUAAAAAGUGCAGUUCACAUGACCAAGUCUGUGGAGGCGACCCGGGCUCACCUGCAGGGGCAGCUCCGAAACAAAGAAGCUGAGAACAACCGUCUGACUGUACAACUACGGACUCUGGAGAGAACCUUGACUGAACAAAAGAUGGAGACUGAUGAUCUGAAAAAGUCACUGAUUUCUCUGAGUGAAAAGGCAGCUCAGGAUAAAGAAUCUCUAAAGAAAGCCACUCGUGCACAGAAACUGAGAGUGGAGCGAUUUGAAGCUGCUAUUGAAAAAUGCUACGCACAGUUGAAAGAAAAGGAUGUAGAGCUUGCCAAUGCUCGUCUGGAAAAAGACUCCAGGAGGCGGCAGAAAGAACAAAUGACAGAUGAGAAAGACAAACUUGUUGCUCACAUAGAGCUAUUGAAAAGUCAAAUUACAGAGUUGACAGUGAGACUGCAGAAGGAGAGGGAUGAGCUCAAUACGGCAAAUGAAACUGUGAUGCGACAAGUCGAAAAACUCAUCGCUGAAAACGGAGACCUCAGCGUCAAUAAUGCAACACUCAAGGCGUCUGUCGCUCAGUUGGAGCUGCAGCUGGCUGAUUAUGAAGCAGCUUUGGUAGAGGAGAAGAUUGUGUCUCAGGAGAGGAGCCGCCAAGCUGAACAGUGCCAACAGCAGCUGCAAGAACUUCAAGCUGAAAUCAGUAAUCUGAGGAUGAAGCAUGCAAAUGUUUUAAGGGAGACAGAAAACACACAAGAUGGGAGAGAAAUAGAAGUUCGAAAGGUGAGGCAGGAGCUGCAGGGGCGAGUGGACGAACUGAAGGCUUACCCUGAGUUACUGAGUGCAGCUGAGCACAACCUCCACGAGUGCCAGGAGAAUUUACACCGCUGUGAGAGGAAGUGUUCAGAAAAGUCAGAGUCCAUUAGGCAACUGCAGGUUAAGAUGGAUGGUCAAACCAAACUGCUGAGAUCAACUGCGGAGAUGAAAGAGUCCAUUCAUGAAGCCAAUGCACAACUGCAAGAAAAACUGAAUUUUCUGCAGAAAAGUAUGGACAAGCUGCAGCAGGAGAAUGUGGAGCUUGUGCGAAGGCUUGGAGCUCAGGAGGAGGCCAUCAGCUAUAGCAACCACCAGCUGGAUCAACGCACGUCAGAGUGCCAGGCCCUCAGCCAUCAGCUAGAAGCAGCUUUGUCAGACGUUAAACAGCAGGUCAACAAAGUAAAAAAUCAGGCUGUUUCUCAAGAAGAAGCCCUUCAGACCAGAAUCCUAGAGCUGGAAGCUGAGAAGAGUAGAAGGAACAAUGAGCUGAGACUUCUGCGUCAGAGCAAGUUAACUGCAGAGAAACAGUUUGAAGUGCGACUUAAAGACCUUCAGCUCAGCCUGGACCAGUCUGAGAGUCACAAACAGAGCAUUCAGAACUAUGUUGACUUCCUCAAAAACUCCUACAAGACUAUGUUUGACGAAGGACUGCAGGCAUCAUGCUUUGGAUCUUCAUAUUUUCUGAAGUGACAAUAUAUUCAGUUUCCUGUUGGUGAUCAUUAUGUACUACUGUAUUAUUUAUUAUGGAUAUUUAAAGAAUAUCAAGGAUAUGGGCAAGAAAGAGGAGCCAAACAUGUUUGACAUUUUUAGUCUAGCUUUAGAUAUCUGUUUCUAAAUCACAGUACAUCAGGGAACAUACAUUUUUAAUGUUUCAUUAACUGUCUGAGGCAUGGACUGUAAAACAGAUGCUGCAAUGUCCUUCCUCCUGUGUAGAAAUGAAGCCAAAACUCACAAUUUGGAGCCGGAGGCAGCACAGUAAAGAUGUGUGGAUGUCACAUCUGUCUGCCCGGUUGGUUGGAGGAUGCACAUGUGACAGAGCAGGGACCAAGAUUACAGCUGUCAAUCAACUGUUUUUACAACAUCAAAUAAGUUAUUAUAACAUAAUGUUAGGAGAAAGGUGACAAAUCAAUACCAUGAGAAAAAAAGUACUUAGAUGUGUAAUUUGAGGGAAGUCUCAGGGGAUGGAGAUGUUUUAGAUUCACUUUUUUAGAGCUGUCAUAGUGUCCAUCUUUGCAUAUCUACAGUACUAUUAGAUUUCAUGUUGGUUUGUUUGUUUUUUACCCUUUUAUGCAUAUUGUGGAAUGUGAAUGUCAGGUGCUACUGAAUCUUUAUAUAUUCUAAGUUCUAUUCCCUUAAAAAAUGAGACCAGGUGCACGAAGUGUCAGAACUCUGGACUUUUGAUCCGAUCUUUGAACAAAAUGU
Messenger RNA from Sphaeramia orbicularis (orbiculate cardinalfish), 2931 nucleotides. RefSeq names its product outer dense fiber protein 2. Bases 169 to 2199 code for a protein of 676 amino acids. Gene Ontology annotation, biological process: negative regulation of cilium assembly. The transcript has 17 exons. Lineage: Eukaryota; Metazoa; Chordata; Actinopteri; Kurtiformes; Apogonidae. The record is from RefSeq and is a predicted model, not a curated record. Gene Ontology annotation, cellular component: centrosome; ciliary basal body.